This is a messenger RNA of Bicyclus anynana (squinting bush brown), 6010 nucleotides long. It is a transcript of the gene bur, whose product is annotated as GMP synthase [glutamine-hydrolyzing]. Bases 16 to 2151 code for a protein of 711 amino acids. The transcript has 16 exons. Gene Ontology annotation, cellular component: cytosol. Lineage: Eukaryota; Metazoa; Arthropoda; Insecta; Lepidoptera; Nymphalidae. Gene Ontology annotation, molecular function: ATP binding; GMP synthase activity; GMP synthase (glutamine-hydrolyzing) activity. Gene Ontology annotation, biological process: GMP biosynthetic process. The record is from RefSeq and is a predicted model, not a curated record.
UUUUAGUUAUACUGAAUGGAGUCUGUUGAUCAUAGCAGGAAAAAUAAACUUAAAUUACUUAAGUGCUGCUGGCGAGUUGGCGAAAUGCACACAGCCAGUACAGAGGGACAGUAUCGCGGCGCCAACGGAGCGGCCCACGGACGCGACAAGGUCGCCAUAUUGGAUGCUGGAUCACAGUAUGGAAAGGUGAUAGAUCGGAGGGUACGCGAGCUAUGCGUGGAGUCAGACAUCUUGCCGCUAGACACGCCGGCGUACCACCUCAAGGAGGCGGGCUACAGAUCCAUCAUCAUAUCCGGAGGUCCCAACUCCGUGUACGCAGAAGACGCGCCCAGAUACGAUGCUGACAUUUUCAAAAUUGGCCUCCCUGUACUGGGAAUCUGCUACGGAAUGCAAAUGUUAAACAAAGAGUUUGGCGGAUCGGUGUUAAGGAAAGAAGCCCGUGAAGAUGGACAAUAUGAGGUCGAAAUAGAAACAACUUGCCCGUUAUUUAAUCGUCUAGAAAAGCUCCAGCCAGUACUGCUCACGCACGGCGACAGUGUACAGAAGGUCGGCGACCGGUUCCGUGUGGGCGCGCAGUCCUCCAACCACCUCAUAGCGGCCAUCUACAACGAGCAGAUGAGACUGUACGGCGUACAGUUCCAUCCUGAGGUGGAUCUAACGCCGAAAGGCAAGCAAAUGCUGUCAAACUUCCUGUUCGACAUAGCGGGCAUGUCGCGCACGUUCACGCUGCGCUCGCGGCGCGAGGCGUGCGUGCAGUACAUACGCGAUAACGUCGGCGACAACAAAGUUCUCGUGCUGGUAAGUGGCGGUGUCGACUCCACAGUGUGCGCCGCUCUACUGAGAACAGCACUGCGCGAGGAUCAAGUCAUCGCUUUGCACAUCGACAAUGGAUUCAUGCGUAAAAAUGAGAGCGUAAAAGUGGAGCGAUGUCUACGUGAACUCGGCGUACGUUUGCACGUCAUAAAUGCAGCUCACCAGUUCCGGCAGGGCAGCACGGUGGUGCGCGAGGCGGGCGGGCGCGCGCGGCACACGCCGCUGCUGUGCCACGCGACCGCGCCCGAGGACAAGCGGCGCAUCAUCGGCGACGUGUUCGUGCGCGUCGCCGAGCACACCGUGCAGGACGUGCUGCAUCUGCAAGAGGACCAGGUGCUGCUAGGCCAGGGUACGCUACGGCCCGACCUGAUCGAGUCAGCGUCGGCGCUGGCGUCGGGCGCCGCCGCCGCCAUCAAGACACACCACAAUGACACGGAGCUGGUGCGCGCGCUGAGGCAGAGGGGACGGGUUGUUGAACCGCUACGGGAUUUCCACAAGGAUGAGGUCCGCGCGCUGGGUGCCGAGUUGGGCCUGCCCGCCGCGCUGGUGGAGAGACAGCCGUUCCCGGGGCCAGGCCUCGCUGUGCGGGUGCUGUGCCAGGACGAGCCCUACGCAGACCGGGACUUCGCUGAAACACAGGUUAUAGUGAAAAUAAUGGUGGAAUACGCGUCCAUGUGCGUCAAGUCGCACGCGCUGCUGGGCCGCGUGUCCAACGCGACGACGCCCAACGAGCAGACGGAGCUGAAGCGCAUCUCCUCCUCCUCGCCCAUCGCGGCCACCUUACUGCCAGUGCGCUCUGUUGGUGUGCAGGGCGACUGUCGGACGUACAGCUACGCGGUGGCUCUGUCGACGGAGAGCUACCCGCCGGACUGGAACGACAUGCACUACCUCGCCAAGAUCAUACCGCGCGUCUGCCACAAUGUCAACAGGGUGUGCUACGCGUUCGGCGGUCUGAUCAAGGAGCAAGUGACCGACAUCACGCCGACCUUCCUCUCGCAGCAGGUCAUAUCGACGAUCCGACAAGCCGACGAUCUCGCCACACAGGUACUGAUCUCCAGCGGCUGCGUGUCGCGCAUCGCGCAGAUGCCCGUGGUGAUGAUCCCGGUGCACUUCGACCGCGACGCGGGGCUGCGCGCGCCGUCGUGCCAGCGCUCACUCGUGCUGCGCCCCUUCAUCACCAACGACUUCAUGACCGGCAUCGCGGCUCUGCCCGGCUCCGACGCCAUGCCGCAGGACGUAGUGGACCGAAUGCGCAAGGAGCUGAUGAGCGUGCCCGGCAUCUCGCGCGUGCUGUACGACCUGACGCCCAAGCCGCCCGCCACCACCGAGUGGGAAUGAUGCCCGCCACUUUUGUAUCUUUUGUACUGAGCGCGCCGCCGGCAGUGGUCCCACUACAUCUCGAUAUACACGCGGACGUAGCGCAGGACAGCAAUCGUACAGUGGGGAAAAUAAACACACUGUAAUUAAGUUAUUUUUUGUCACGGGAUCUAUUAAAUCAGUCGGUUUUUCUCUAAACUGCACGUGAAUAUUCAGCGUAAAACAAGAAUGACUUAUUUUUUAACUAAAUAUAUUUACUUCAUUUCAUGCAGUUGUCGAACAACAUGCUGUUAUUUCUUUCAUUUAUUUAUUUAUACAUCUUUUUUUUAGUUCCUAACAAUGUUGAUAUAAAAUAAGUAUAAGAACAAUUGUUUGCUGCUGUUGUCCAACAACAGACCUAUUUAUUAUUAUGGGCUUGAGUUAGCAUACUAAACAUAGCUUGCUACAUAUAAUUGUAAAAACCUUCUUGUCUUUUAGAUUGGCAUACACAAACGCACAGAUUAACUGAUACUAUAUUUUGUUGGUAACGAAAAAACAACGUGUAUAAAUUAUGAUAUCAUUUUUUUAUACAACAAUGACAUCACUCUUUCAAUUAGUAUAAAAACUAUAGUGUGCUUUAUUGCGUGAUUUAGAAGUAUAGCAAGAAGAGAUAGAAGCAGGCCUGGUCUAUUGGAUUAGAUCUGGUCUCUGGUCUUCUUUGUUUUGAAUUGUAAAAAAUGGCUAAUGACUUUUGUAUGUUUUAAAUUUAAAUUAUUUGAAUAAUUCAAUUAAAAUACAUUAAUAUGUGUUUUGGUGACUUGACCAGAAAACAAAGAGAAAGUAAAACUUUUUAUAUUAAUGUUCUCUUCAAUUUCUCAGUUUUAACAUAUAAUGAGAAUUUUUAACUUUUUUGGUUUGUGUUGUGUAGAUUGAUCAAGAAAAUAUUUGCCCAACUGUACGAUUGCUAAGACGUAGACGUAAACACCCUUCAGACAUGUGCAAAGAUAUUAACUUUAUAUUAAAAUGAUAGGACAAACGAGAAAAGGAUUAACAUUAAAGUGGCUGGUUACUUGUUUCUCCAAUGUAAAACUAGUAUUUUAAAUACUAGAUAGCCUUACUGAAACAAUUAGGUCGAAAUUUUCUUAUGAAAUAUUCACAGUGCCUGUCAGUUUGAAAAAGAUUAUUAUCAAAGGAAAAUUUGAACCUGCAGGGUUAUGCUAUAAUUUUUACUGACAAUCUGUAAUUGAGAUGAUACUAAAUCAAAUGACUGUCUUAGACCAAUUACUUAUGGACUUGUAUCGCACCCUAUAUUCUAUACAGGAAUUAGGUCGAUUCUUGAUCGUUGACAGAGAGGUAACGUCUAGCGAGGCAAGUCCCUAUAUAAUUGGCCUGAGAUUUAUCCCUAAAAUAAAAAGUUGUCACUAAAAUCGUCACUACUGUCUGUGCGAGAGCUCAGACAGCAAUAAAUCGUUCAGCAUAAGACCGCUAAUGUACUCCCAUCCCAGUAUGAAAUUAUAUUAUAGAAAUAAAAUCAGUCUAGAUAUCUAGUUCUUCAUUACAAUACAUACAGCGCCUCUAGCGAAAAAUUCGAGAAACAAAAAAGUAGUGCAAACUAUGAUUAUAAAAUACUAUGAGGUGAAGUUUCAUACAAAACUAUUGUAUGUCAAAAACUAUUGUCAUACCUGAAUAAAUUGUGGUAGGGGAGCCCAUAAUGCCAAACGUCAAUUUACUCAUUACAAGCAUAAGAUGAUAGGAGGAAUAAAUGGUUAUAUUUCCAUUGUCGAUUAAAAGAAAAUUUUAUUAAUUUGACUUGCUACAAUAGUCAAAAAUAUUCAUUAUAUUGCGAUUAUUCCAUUAAUUUAUUUUGAAAACAGACAUACAAGGGGUUCAUUUUGCAACUUUGUAACUCUCACCAAUAUUGAGAGCUCGUACUUGGAGGCAGGUUUUAAAUACAUCUCCAUUAAGUUAAUCAUAUAGUCCCCUAUUUGGCUCCUCUACUAUUGAUUGUUUAAACAAAACCAGUGGGUUUGUAAGUAAAGGGUGACAUUAAAUCAGAUUAGAUUUUUGUACUACAGAAGUUGUUAUUUAAAUAAUGCAUUUUUUAAGGGCGAUUGAUAAAAUGUAUUACAUAUUUUAUUGUAAUUAAAAUAGCUUUAUUUUAUUUUAAAAAUCCAUUGUUAGUAUCAUACACAAAUAACCUACUUAAUGUCAUUGUUUUGGAUAGUAAAAGAAAAUUAAUCUAUAUUUAUGUAUGUUACUGAAAUACUCCUGGCACAUCUCAAAUCAUUUUGCGCUAGUAGCCCAGUCAAUUACGGAUAAUAAUAAAGGAGCAACCGCAGAAUGAGCGAUAGUAACUGUAAACUCGAAUACACCUUCAGUUAGGUGUUAUAAGUGUCUCAAAAAAUCUUGUGACUGCAAGCAGUUGUCGUAUAUUUUUUUUUUUAAGAAAAUUUGUCGCCCACAUUAAGGUCUACAGUUUAUAAAAUAAUCGUUAACAUUAUUAGAAUUUAGAGGUAUAAAAAAUGAGAUAGAUAAUCACGAAACUGAUUUUUGUGUGACGGUAUAUCUUAAAUAACUUUAGAUGCAUGCACAAGAUUUUAAGAUAACAUUAUUACACCAAAAUGUAGGUAUAUACAAGUUUACAGCUUAUUAUCUCUCAUUUCACGGUGAACAUCUCAUUUGUGAAAUCAUUGUUGAGAGUUGAGUGUUUACUGAUAUCAUAAUAGCGUACCAUUACUAUAAGAGCGAGAGACAAACAUGUUAAUAUAUUUGGCGAUUGUAAUCAGGUCCCCGUCAAAUCGAAACUUCAAAGACUACAAUGUUUUAAUAUGCAUUUAAAGACAAUAGAAAAUAAACCAGUGCAAUAGUGUAGUUUCAUGUAUACAAGUACUAUCCAAUAUUAUAGGCCUGACUUUUGUUAACAACAUAUUGUUUGAAGAGAAAAAAAAAGCCUUUAGAGGCUGAAUCGGAAAUAUUGUCUCUUUCAUUGUGAUGGGACGAAAGAUAUUUUCGAUAAUGUCUUUUUCUCCUCAAGAUAUAUCUCGUGUCACGUAUCUUAGGCUCACAGUAGUUCAUAACCUCUCAAAUGAAAAUACAUUAAUAUUUAUCUAGAAAGAUAAUGUAAUUUUUAAAAAAAGCUUUUAUAUAAAAUAGAACAGCAGAUGAAUUGUUUAUUUUAUUUUAAUAAUUAAUAAUAUUAUGUAAUUAUGAUUAUGAAGUAACUAUUGUGAAUCACUAUGUUUUGGACCACUGCCAAUAAAACAGAAUUUUUGUAAAUAAAUUGGUAAUAUGACAUCAGGUGUUGGUGUCUCAAUUAUUAUUAGCUACACUGAUCUGUUUUUGUAACAUGUAGUAAAUAAAUAAAAUAUGUUAGAAGGAUGUGUAAAUUAUUAUUAAAGUUUUGUAUUCAGCACCUUCUGUUGUAUUGCAAGACUUGGGUCAUAGCCUUGUUUUAUGAUAUAUACAGCAUCACAAUAAUUUAUGAAGUAGACCAUAAAUGACAAACACCCUCAAUGGUAAAAGUGGCUCUGGGAAGACUAUAAUUUCAUAGAACAAAGAGUUUACCCUUAAUUUGACAUUCAAAACCAUGGAUGUAUUGAAAGAACUCCCUGUUCAAAAUUUAAUUUGAAAGUUAUUACUGAUUUUAUUUAAUUUCAUGGUACUAGUUUGAAUGUGUACCAAUUUUUUUUUAGUAAAAUUUGUGCUUUAAUUUUUUAAACUGAAUCAAAAUGUUGGUUCUACACUGUCCCAGUUUACUCAUAGAUGGUUAUGGUUAAGCCAAUGAAAUUGUAAUCUUGUAAUCAACAUUGUAUCAAAAUCAGAGUCACGCUGUGUUUUAUGGAAAAGUUCAGUGUUAUUGACUGGAAGUUUCAUAAUAAAAUUAUAUUAUGCUUUAUUUUUA